AGUUACCACACUCGCAUCGAAUUUCUGCAGCUCCCCAGUGGUCCCUGUUACUACAAAUACCCCCCGCAUCCUCCCCUGUCCUCUUCCGUUUCUCUCACAAUUUCAGUGUCGAGCACGACCUCUGGUUCCUUAAGCAGCGACGGUAUUUGUGUGUGUGUUUGUCUAGUUAGGUUGAGUGCGUAGCUGGUAGUCGAUGGUGUGAGUUUCUGAGAGGGGAGUGAGUGGGUUUGUGCUGGAGUUUCAGCGAUGGAGAAUAUGGACAUGUUGGUGAGGGGGGUCGUGAUGCCGGGCUCAGGAAUGGGGCUGGGCUCGAUCGGCUUCCAGGGGUUGGAGUGGGCGUGGGUCGCGAUUGUGGCGACCAUUGUGGUUAUGUUUGUCUCCGCGAAGAGGGUAAGCAUUGUGAGCGUCGGGUGGACGUGGGGGGCCAAGCCUGGUCAAGUGCGCGUACGCGUGCACUCAUUCUCCUCCAUGUCCGAUGGCAGCAUUGUCGCCGCCAGCGGAAUGUUUAGUGCCGGGAUUGUGAACUGCUCCGGGGAUUCCUGCAGUGAAGACGCGUCGAGCUCUUCCGACUGUGCGUCGGAGGCCGCCAGCAAGGUUGCAGCGGAAAUGGUAUUCAUCUUCGAGAAGAAGACCCCGCCGAACCUGUUGCUGGCCAAGAAAGAUGUACUCGCUGCUCGCGACUACUCUGACAAGAUCUUUGUUAGACGAUCGAACUGGGAGGACUUUCGAAUACUCGAAGACUUACCCUUUUUAGUCCUUCCUCAUUGCAUUGCACGUGAUGCAUCCGUCGUGAAGCGCACGGGAAUUCAGUGGGGUACAUUGCCCGCUGCUUCCCAGUCUUCCAUUGUCAUCGCCUUCUUACCCUCGUGGGCGCAGUCUCUCACAGAAGCCCUAGCCCUCUUAGCUCCUCCAUCACCAUCGUGUAUAGUUCCCUGCGCCUCUUCUUUCAAAUGGGAUCCUCUGUUGAAGCUCAGAAUGCGCGAUACUGUCGUCUGCGACAAUCACCACAUCAACCACACGAGAGUACCGAUUGCCCCCGUUGCAAUGAACGGCGCCGGCAUGGUAACCUUCAAGAAUAAUAUUGUCAGAUUAUGGGACAAUGACACGAGAUUGAUGAUAAAGGGUCUGCAUCUCCCGAUGACUCACGCCGGCGCGGCUACUGCUUUUGAUGCGAACUGGGAGCGGAAGGUUGCUGCUGUCGGAGAUUUCGGAGGACUGGUGUCUAUUGCAAAUCUCGAGUCCGCAGCAUUGGAGACCACCUACGACACUCUUCAUCCUGUGGUGCAGUCUGUCCACUUGGACAGAAGCUCGUUGUCGAAAACUUUGUUCACAGGUGGACCAGCAAUUACCAAUCCAGGGUGUACCGUCUCACUCUGGGACAGUAGGUCAAGCAACAGACAAUAUUCAGUCAAUUUGAGUUCUGCAAGCUACAUUUAUGGUAUCUGCGCUCAGGGUUAUGAGCUCUUUGUGCGAGACAGCGUCGCCUCGCUCGCUGCCUUCGAUUUGCGAAUGCUGAGUUCUUCGUGUUUGAGAACAGUUCCAUGUGAUGUGAGCUUUGAAAGUGCACCGAAAGAUAAGUGGUGGGACAUCGACACACCUCUCGAGGUUGAGGAUGGUGACAUUGAUGCUGAAUUCUGGGAUUGCCAGUCUGCAGACAAGUCUGUGAAGGGCGCCAAAGACUCUUACGUGGGCAGCUUUGUGAAGGUCAUGAGCCGCAACUUCUCCAUGAAAUCUACAUCCAAGUAAAAGCCACACGGCAGCAAGCCAACCUCGUCGGCCUCGCUCGACGAGGAUUCUACAGUGAAUUCCGGCGGCCAAUGACAUUCACCUGCGUCCGCAUUCAUUCAUGACGGGUAUCAGUGCGAGAUAGGUCCCAGAACCUGACGUUAUUGGCAGCCAUGGGUUGCGAUGUGAAGAUUUUACUUCUCGCCACCUGAUUGCAGCGUUCGCUUGGACUUAUGCACCUCGUACAGCUGGAGGCUGUGACAUGCUGCGGCAUCCCAACUGGAGAUCGCCUGUACUUAUUUUGUAAAGAUGGUUAUUUGAUAGCAUGUACUCUCCAGUCCAGUUGGGAAAGUGCUGGGAUGGAAGCUGUGGUGUGAACUCGCGCCAGUUCAGCUUAUUCUUCUUCUGACGUAUACUUUUGCAGGCCCAUGUCCCGUGGUGGCCUUUAGAUGCGAGCCUGAGUUGCUAGCGAUGGUGGGACGUUUGGAGCUUGGCUCUGACCGAGCAAACGAUAUGGUAGGAAGUGUGUGUGUGUGGGGGGGGGGGGGGGGGGGUUGCACAUUUGACCGUGACUCUUAAUUUUCUUUUUCGGUUGGAAGCCUUUGCUUUCCAUGCUCUGUGCCGGAGAAAGAGGACCAAUUGUACAGAAAAAAACUAUCAUGGAUUUACGAACUUAUCCUUCUCUUCA
This is a messenger RNA of Physcomitrium patens, 2413 nucleotides long. RefSeq lists its product as uncharacterized. The record is from RefSeq and is a predicted model, not a curated record. NCBI's taxonomy places the organism in Eukaryota, Viridiplantae, Streptophyta, Bryopsida, Funariales, Funariaceae. Gene Ontology annotation, molecular function: protein binding.